Messenger RNA from Callorhinchus milii (elephant shark), 11882 nucleotides. It is a transcript of the gene chd9, whose product is annotated as chromodomain helicase DNA binding protein 9. The record is from RefSeq and is a predicted model, not a curated record. Gene Ontology annotation, molecular function: ATP binding; protein binding; ATP-dependent chromatin remodeler activity. NCBI's taxonomy places the organism in Eukaryota, Metazoa, Chordata, Chondrichthyes, Chimaeriformes, Callorhinchidae.
CCUCCUCUUCUUCUUCAUCUCCUCGCCCCAACUUGCUACCAUUGUAAACCGCGGACUUUCUAGCGACUGCAUGACACCAAGGUGUCUGCGUGACCAAGUGGAUUGAAUGCAACGAUGCAGUGGAUUUGUUACUGAAUGCUUUUAGAAGUUGCAAAACAUCCCCAUCGCAGACCGGCUGAGGUUGAGUCUCUGCACCAUGUAUCGGAAACACAGAAACCAGAGAAACUUAACUUCGAACCAUUACAAACAUUUGAUUCAUUGAAACUUCAUCCAGUGAAUCAGCCUUUUAACCUGGUGGGUGGCAGUACUGAAAGUAAUGUCCUUUCCCCACAUUCCCAGUUUCACUGUUCACCUGACCAUCAGCCAAACCAGGCAAAUGGGUUAUUCCCAUCUGGCCACAAUGAUAAUACCGGACAAACAUUUGUGGACGGAAGCCCAAUGUGGGGUCACCAAAGCCCUAUUUCAAAUCAAAACGGAUCGCCGUUCCACACACUGCAAGGACAUUCUCAGUCUAUGCAACAGAUGACGCCUUUUUUAACUCGCCAUGAUUUUGCACCGCAUCAGUCCAGUUCACAGCAGCAACCGCCUGCACCAGUGCAGUCUCAACCGAAUAUGAACCAUUUUGCCACGGGACAGAAAUCUCUAAAUCAAGGCAAUCAAUUCAUGGGUGUCCACGGUUCAACGUCAUCGUGUAUGACUCACAUAGGCCAACCGACUGCAGCUGUGAGUACAUCCAUCCAACAGCAUCCAGUUACAGUACAACAGUUUAACCAGCCAACAACAGCAACAGCCCUGCCUGUGAAUUCAGUUCGCUCUGUUAGAUUCACUGGUAGUGCCAGCCACCCUGGAUUACAUCAGAGCGUGAACUUUUCAGGGCCAUCCCAAGACAUGACUCCUUGCUCAAUCAACAGUUCAAACCAGUUUACUUCUCAGUAUUCCUUUCCUAAUAACAACCUAGCUAAUGGCAACAAUCUGACGUCCACUACAAUGCUUUCUACUCAUCGGAUAUCCCAGACUAUGCCUUGCUUCCCAGCGAGUGAUCUGUUCACGGUGGCAGCGGGCACCAACCAGGAGGCAGUUCAACAUAUGCUCAAUCCCAACAGUCCUGCUAAACAAAGCGUUCUUCAGCCUAUGCAUUCUGUAAGCACUCAGGGAAACUUUAGUCCUUCAAGUGUGUCCUCGGUUCAGACUGGCGUACCGAUAACAACUAGCCCUGCUUCUCAGGUGAAGCUUCCUAAUGCGCCGACACAAAGGAAACCCACGACUAGCUUUUUAUCUCUUCAAGGAAAUGCACACCAGCAGUCGCAGGCUCGCUCGGGACUGAAUCCGGAACACGUUUUUCAGAAGCAACUAUUGACGGCGUUUGGUAGUUCCAGCCUUAGCCAGGGGGAGUCCGUGCCUGUCCGGAGGUCGGUGGCCCCUCUGCAGCUGCUUCCAAAUGUGCAACAGGAGAUGGUUGUCCAGCAGCAAAUGCGACCAGAGGCAGUUUCUGCCACCCGGGCCCUGUCUCAGCAAUGGCAACUGUCUGCGACUCGUCAGCCUCAGCGGAUGAAGGGUUCCAUGCAGAUGGUCUUACAGCGGCAGCCUCCUUCCUCUCAGACUGCUGCUGAUGGUUCCACUGCACAAGCCGCACAGAUUGGCAAGUUACAGAAUGCACAGUUGAUGACCGAAACCAAACAGCUGAAAAAGAAGGAUAUGCAGAAUAAGCAAGAGAAAGCCAAUCGCAUCAUAUCCGAGGCAAUUGCAAAGGCCAAGGCACGUGGGGAGCGGAAUAUUCCCCGAGUGGUCAACCCUGCCUGUUUGGCUGGUGUAUCUGAUCGGAAAGAGGAUAAGAAAUCCAACAAGAUCAAAAUAAAGCCAAAGGAUAAAGAAUCAAAAAAGUCCAAAACUGCUUCUUGCUCUAAAUCAAAGGAUAAACGAAAAAUCAGCAAAAUCAUUAUCACAUUGGGCAAGAAAAAGAAAAGGAAGAAUGAAUCGUCUGAAGACGGGUCUGAUACUGAGCAACAUCCCACACCGUGUGUAAAGAAAGAAAGCAUCUCCGGAUAUCAAAAGAGACGUUCAAAUCGACAAGUAAAAAGGAAGAAAUAUAAUGAAGAUACUGGAAUGAAGAUCUCGGAUGAUGAAGAAAGGAAAGCUGCUAGGGGGAAAACCAAGACUGGCUCAAAUAAACCAGCUGAGCAUUCUGUACAGUUGUUUGUGGAAAACCCCAGUGAAGAAGAUGCUGCAAUUGUGGACAAGAUUAUGGCUUGCAGACUCGUGAAAAAAGAGGUGGCCUCUGGACAUCUGGCUGAGGUUGAAGAAUUUUUCGUUAAAUACAAAAACUACUCCUAUUUGCAUUGUGAGUGGGCCACAGAAACUCAACUGUCGAAAGACAAAAGGAUACAUCAAAAAGUGAAACGCUUCAAGAUUAAACAGGCGCAGAGAGGCCAUUUCUUUGUAGCUAUGGAUGAAGAACCUUUUAAUCCAGACUAUGUUGAAAUUGAUCGAAUACUGGAAUACUCAUGUUGUGAAGACAAAGACACUUGUGAGCCUGUUGUUUAUUAUUUGGUUAAAUGGUGCUCAUUGCCAUAUGAGGAUAGUACAUGGGAGCUAAAAGAAGAUGUAGAUCAAAGCAAGAUCGAGGAGUUUGAACGGCUGCAACAAGCUAAGCCUUGCCUAAAGCGUGUGGAUCGACCGUCUCCCCCUGCUUGGAAAAAGAUUGAACAAUCUCGGGAUUAUAAAAUUGGCAAUCAGCUCAGAGAGUAUCAACUGGAAGGACUAAACUGGCUGCUUUUCAAUUGGUAUAACAGGCAAAACUGCAUCCUUGCAGAUGAGAUGGGUUUAGGUAAAACCAUCCAGUCUAUUACAUUCCUUUGUGAAAUAUUUAUGACUGGCAUCCAUUGUCCCUUUCUGAUCAUUGCACCUUUGUCUACGAUUGCAAACUGGGAAAGAGAAUUUCGCACAUGGACAGACCUGAAUGUCAUUGUUUAUCAUGGCAGCAUGAUUAGUAGGCAGAUGAUUCAACAAUAUGAAAUGUACUUCCGGGACUCAGAGGGCCGCAUCCUUCGGGGAACAUACAAGUUCCAUGCAAUGAUCACAACCUUUGAGAUGAUUCUCGGAGGCUGUCCAGAGCUGAACGUGAUUGAAUGGCGUUGUGUGAUCAUCGAUGAAGCCCACAGACUGAAAAACAAAAACUGCAAACUGCUGGAGGGAUUGAAAAUCAUGAAUCUGGAACACAAGGUGCUUCUGACCGGAACCCCUCUGCAGAACACUGUGGAAGAGUUGUUCAGUUUGCUUCAUUUCCUGGAGCCUUUGCGUUUUUCAUCAGAAGCCACAUUCAUGCAAGAGUUCGGGGACUUGAAGAGUGAAGAACAGGUGCAAAAGCUUCAGGCGAUCCUGAAGCCCAUGAUGCUGCGACGUCUGAAGGAGGAUGUGGAAAAGAAGUUGGCUCCUAAAGAAGAAACUAUUAUUGAAGUCGAACUCACCAAUAUUCAGAAGAAAUACUAUCGGGCAAUCCUAGAGAAAAACUUUGCCUUCUUAUCCAAAGGCGCCGGUCAGGCAAAUGUGCCCAACUUAGUCAACACUAUGAUGGAGCUAAGGAAAUGCUGUAAUCACCCCUAUCUUAUAAAAGGUGCUGAAGAGAAGAUUCUUGGAGAGUUCAGAGAGCUCCGCAGACCAACCGCCCCAGAUUUUCAUCUGCAAGCAAUGAUUCAGUCAGCUGGUAAAUUGGUCUUGAUCAACAAGCUGCUUCCUAAGAUGAAAGCUGGAGGUCACAAGGUACUCAUUUUCUCCCAGAUGGUGCGCUGCCUGGACAUACUCGAGGAUUACCUCAUCCAGAAAAGGUAUCCCUACGAACGGAUUGAUGGAAGAGUCCGGGGAAAUCUACGGCAAGCAGCAAUUGACCGGUUUAGCAAGCCUGACUCUGAUAGAUUUGUUUUCCUAUUGUGCACGAGAGCUGGUGGGCUGGGCAUUAAUCUGACUGCAGCGGAUACAUGCAUCAUUUUUGAUUCUGAUUGGAACCCUCAGAAUGAUCUUCAGGCUCAAGCUCGAUGCCAUAGGAUCGGUCAGAACAAAGCGGUGAAGGUUUACAGGCUAAUAACACGCAACUCGUACGAACGGGAGAUGUUUGAUAAAGCCAGCCUUAAGCUAGGUCUCGACAAAGCUGUGUUACAGAGUAUGAACGGAAGAGAAAAUAGUGUUGGUGGGAUACAACAAAUGUCUAAGAAAGAAAUCGAAGACUUGCUUCGAAGAGGUGCUUACGGUGCAAUUAUGGAUGAGGAAGAUGAGGGCUCCAAAUUUUGCGAAGAAGACAUUGAUCAGAUCCUCAUGCGACGUACGAAAACCAUUACUAUUGAAUCUGAAGGAAGAGGCUCGACAUUUGCUAAGGCAAGCUUUGUAGCUUCUGGCAACAGAAGUGACAUCGCUCUGGAUGACCCUAAUUUCUGGCAAAAAUGGGCCAAGAAAGCAGAAAUCGAUCUUGAAGCUAUUCACGGAAGAAAUAGCUUGGUUAUUGACACUCCAAGGGUAAGAAAACAAACCAGGCCGUACAAUGCUGCUAAGGAUGAAUCGGCAGAACUAUCUGAAGCAGAGAGCGAUGGAGAGGAUAAACCCAAACUGCGUAGACUAUGUGACCGAGCUCAUGGAUAUGGUAGAACAGAAUGCUUCAGAAUUGAGAAAAACCUGCUAAUUUAUGGGUGGGAGCGGUGGAAAGAUAUUUUAUCGCACGGGCGGUUUAAGAGACGCCUGGUUGAGCAGGAUGUGGAGACAAUCUGCCGUGCCCUCUUGGUAUACUGCCUCGUUCACUACAGAGGUGACGAAAAGAUAAAGAGCUUUAUUUGGGACCUCAUUACCCCAACAGAGAAUGGACAGACAAAGGAACUGCAGAACCAUCUAGGUCUGUCUGCACCAGUUCCAAGGGGCCGAAAGGGGAAGAAAGUGAAGACUCGAAGCACUUUUGACAUGCAGGCCGAGUGGCUCAGGAAGUACAACCCAGAGCACCUACUGCAGGACGAUGGCUACAAAAAACAUCUAAAACACCACUGCAAUAAAGUUCUUCUGCGGGUGAGAAUGUUGUAUUACCUGAAGCAAGAGGUAAUCGGUGAUCAGCUGGAGAAGGUGCUUGAUGGUGUUGACGCUGGCGAGAUUGACAUUUGGGUGCCAGAGCCUGAGCAGUCUGAGAUUCCUGCUGACUGGUGGGAUGCAGAUGCUGACAAGUCGCUGCUCAUUGGUGUCUUCAAGCACGGUUACGAAAAGUAUAACACUAUGCGCAAUGACCCAGCACUGUGUUUCCUGGAAAGGGUUGGCAAACCUGAUGAGAAAGCAAUUGCAGCAGAACAAAGGGGGAACGAUACCUUUGCAGACGGUGCAGAGGGGGAUGGUGAAGAUCCAGAAUAUAAGCCAGCACAGCCAUUAUUCAAGGAUGAAAUGGAGGAUGCUGCAUCAUCUCCUGGGGAUUUAAUGAUUACAGACGAUCCUUUGGGGAAUGGUGAUCUGCUCUACUGGCCGCUUCCGUCUGCUUUAACAACACGUCUGCGCCGGCUCGUAACCGCGUAUCAGCGCAGCACCAAGCAAGAACUGGUCAAACAGGAAGCCCAAACCAAAGGGGACAAGAGAAGGCGACUGUGCGAGGACACUGUUAAAGCGAAGGAAGCUGCUAAGAUUGAGAAACAGCAAAGGUGGACCAGACGAGAAGAGGCUGACUUUUAUAGAGUGGUGUCCACUUUUGGUGUCGUUUAUGAUCCAGACAAGCAGACAUUUGACUGGACCAAAUUCCGAGCUAUUGCAAGGCUAAAUAAGAAGACAGAUGAGAGUCUGCAAAAGUACCUUUAUGCUUUCACUGCCAUGUGUAGACGAGUCUGCCGUUUACCACCAAAAGAGAAAGAAGAACUUUUCGACCCACCUAUUUUCAUACAACCUAUUACAGAGGAACGUGCCUCUCGGACAUUGUAUCGCAUUGAGCUGCUCAGGAAAGUGCGAGAGCAAGUGCUUCGCCAUACACAACUUGAUGAGAGGAUAAAACUUUGCCAGCCUAGCCCAGACCUGCCUGAAUGGUGGGAGAACGGAAAGCACGAUAAGGAAUUGCUCACUGGAGCAGCCAAGCAUGGCAUCAGCAAGACAGAUUAUCAUAUUUUCUGUGAUCCAGAGCUUUCAUUCAUGUUGGCUCAAAGGAAUUUCAGCCAGAGCAGAGUUACCCAGUCAAGGAGCUCCACACCACUCCUGCACCAUCAGUACCAGUCAUUGCCGUCGCCUCUUCAGGUGCAGCUCAAGCAACAGGAGAAGAAAAGCCACUGUGAGCCUGAAACUGUAAAAUGUGAGAAAGCGGCCGACGUGAAAAAGGAGCCGCGUUCGUCCGAUGACGAAGAGCCCGUGCGAGCUGAAGUCAAAAGCAAAUUGAAAUCCGAUCACUGGAGUGCCUCAGACGGCUUUCAAGUCCAUCACAAAUUAGACCCGAAGACUGGGAUUAAAAUGGAAACCGAUUUGGACGGCCACAUGGUUGCAGCAAGGACUCAGCCACUUACACCAAACUCUGUGUUCAACAAACGGAAACACAAGCGGCGAGGCUCAGAUCCCAGCUCGGAUUCAGACUCUGAUUCAGACAACUCGUCAACUUCGUCACCUUCCUCAUCAUCUUCUUCAUCGCGGUCAUCGAACUCUUCAUCUUCUUCAUCUUCCUCCUCGUCCUCAUCCUCCUCUUCCUCUUCCUCCUCCUCGUCCUCUUCAUCAUCGUCCUCGUCAUCUUCCUCGUCCUCGUCUGAUGACAGUGAUAGCGACAGCAAUGAUAAACACACCAAGGCAAGCUGCAAAGCACCACAGCACUUGAAGACCUUUGACGAAGAUAGUGUAGCAUCUCUCAGUAUCACGCACGAUGAGACACAGGACAGCUUUCUGCCAGACGGUGGAAAACCUGACAUUCAGUUUUUGCAAGAAAGACACAGGUUUGCUGCCUCCUGCUGGCCAAAGGAUCGAGUAAUAAUCAACAGAAUUGAUAGCAUAUGCCACUUAGUGCUGAAAGGGCACUGGAUUCCAUCAAGAAGAAGUUAUGAUUACAACGCUGUGACCUCCUCUUAUACAACAAAAUUACUCGAUAGCCCUUCAGCCACAGGAGAUUUCAGUGACACCGCGAUUGUAACAUCAGGAAGCCAUAGUAUUAAAGAAGAUAAUUCUCUUUUGUCGCAGUUCACAAAGGUGAAGAAGCAUGUGCGAGAAAAGGAGUUUACAGUGAAAAUCAAUGACGAAGGUGGAUUGAAGUUAACUUUUCAGAAGCAAAGGCUCACUCAGAAGAGAGCACUUGAAACAGAAGAAGGAACUUCAGAUCAGCAGCAUUACAUGGCACAGCUGCAUGAUUUGUAUUCUACUUCUGAUAACAGCCAGGAGAUGGCUGUAGACCUUUCCAAAUCUUUGCUGGUAGCCAGCAGCUCUGCUCCUCUCUCCUCCUCAGUGUUAUUCAAUGCUAACUUAUCUGGUAACACCCCUGGGCCAAUUCCUCAUCCUAAAUCAGCAGGUACUUCUCAUCAGAUAUCCAGACACUGCACAAAUGGAGCAUUCAUGGAUGGCCAGCCAAUAAUUAAGAAGAAAAGAGGAAGGAAAAAGAACGUGGAAGGCAUAGACAUUCUUUUUAUGAAUCGCAAUAAAGCACUUCAACAUAAAACAGAUAGAUCUGAGAUUUUGGGGGAACGACCAAAGCAAAAAAGGCAUCGGUGCCGAAAUCCUAACAAAAUAGAUGUGAAAAGCCUGACUGGAGAAGAAAGAGUGCCAGUUAUAAACAGAAGAAAUGCCAAAAAGGUGGGUGGCUCACUGGCUCCUGCAAUCAAAGACCUGGGCAGAUGGCUGCAAGAAAAUCUGGAUUUUGGAAUUGCACCAGAAUGGGCCGAUGUAGUGAAGCAGUCGGGAUACCUGCCAGAAAGCAUGUUUGAUCGAAUCCUCACAGGGCCUGUGGUACGGGAGGAAGUGAGUCGGAGAGGCCGACGUCCAAAAAGUGAACUCACCAAAGCAGCUGCUGUGGCUGCCGCAGCCAUGACAGUCAACCCCUUAGUAACUAAUGGACUCCUUGCUGGGAUGGACCUAACCAGCCUCCAGAGCUUGCAGCAAAACCUUCAGAACCUGCAAUCUCUGCAGCUGACAGCGGGGUUGAUGGGGUUCCCUGGAGCUCUCCAAUCCACCGGCGGUCUCCAAUCCACCGCAGGAGACAACAAAACUCUGGCUUCAAUGUUUCCGAUGAUGCUUUCUAAUAUGACGGGGUUGCCCAACCUGUUUGGCAUGGGAGGCUUAUUAAAUAAACCUUCAGACACUGGUCAUGGGGAUAAAAAGGGAAGCGGAAACACAGACUUCAAGCCAACAGAUGGGACAAAUGAAAGGACAGAAAAGCAAAAUGUGGACAGUUGUUGUGAAAUCUCUGUGUCGAGCUGUUCUUCUACUUCCUCUCCUAAGAAGAUUACCCCAGCCACAAGUGCUUCUGCAUCAGCAGCAUCCAGCAAUCCUCUUGCUAUUAAUCCACUGCUGUUGUCCAGCAUGCUUUAUCCAAGCAUACUUCUCCCUCCAGGCCUUAACCUAUCUGUCCCAGGUUUUUCUCAGACCAAUAGGUUUGACGUACAGACUGAUAAGAGUACAGCUGGAACCACGUCGAAGCCUGCCGAAGAGACAGCGGAACAGCAAGAGCGAACAGAGCAGAACACGUCACAGGAAAACAGCGGCGAUGAUGGAUCCGAGAAAGAAGCAUCUUUAUCCACAAGUGACGAUACAACUCAUCCAGAUGAUUCUGAUUCCAGUGAAGAAGACUGAUGUUGAAUUAUAUUUAAGCUUGCACUGGAAUUGUUUCAUUGUAAAUAGCCCAGUGACGAUUUUAAAAAAAAAUAAACAUUCAUUUGUGAUUGACUGAAAAGAAUUUCAGUAUCUAUUUAAAGGUACGAUGUAUUCAAUGGUACCUUGCAUGUAAAGCUGUUUUGGAAGGCUAGCAAGACAGACCCAUGUGUGCUAUUGGUGGUAACACACAAUGGAGCAUCACAGUGCUAGUUGUUAAUUUUUUUUUAGGGGAUUAAUUUUAAUUAAAACAAAAUGCACCAGGAGAGACGUAUAUUUAAUAUAUUUGGUGUGAACUAGGAAAAAUGAGAAUACCUUUAUGCAUAUCGUAUUAACUUACUGUAUAUAGAUUCACAACCUCUUUGACACUCAUUUCAGUACACAGAUCAAACUGCAGGAGACAAAGCAAUAACCCAGGCAGCUAAUGAAUGUCAUUGAAACUGUAGAAUAUACUGUGCAUCUGGAUAAAACAACAUGGCAACAGUCAGAACAGAAAUUCACAUUUUAUUGCUGUCGUGUUGUGAAGCAUUGUCGUUUUUUUUAAGAUUCAGGUCAUUUGGAAGAAAGAAAGCGUUUUCCAAUCAGCCACAAAGCAGGCUAUUUAUUUAUUACCUCAGCUGGGCUAAUUUAGAUGGCUUACAGAAAUAGACAUCUAUAAAUGCUUUUUUUUCUUUUUGCAGCUUUUGAAAAUGUCAUUUAGAGCAUUAUCGGCAUGGACUAUUGGAAUGAGCGCUUUCACCAAGCAUAUGUUGUUGCUCUUUCUGCAAGUAUUUUUUUUAAAAAAGGGAGGGUCUGUCUCCAAUAGGAUGUUUAGUAUAUUCUGCUUGGUCAUUCAUUUCAUUGCGAAUGAUUAGUCGCUGUUUCAGAGCUAGUCAGUGGAUAAUAGUGUCCAAAAAGGGUGCUUUGAUCCCAAACGUCAUUAUCUUAACCCAUUUGUGAAUAUAAAAAUGGCAGAUUGCAUUCCUGCCAAAAAAUAAAUGCAGGAACAACUCUAUUGGUCUAAUACAUGGAUACAGAGGGAAAUGAUGACUUUUAUUCUACAGUUUUCAGUGUUUAUUUUCAUUGCAUAGCAGUACAUUAGCUCACUGUAGCAAAGGUAAAUUAUUUUUUUUCGCUGCAAUGAAAUAAUGUUUGGCAUGCAUCUCAUCACCUUACCAUAGAACCCAUUGCCAACCUCUGUUUCAAAGGGGUUGGGAGCAUCCAAUGCUAAUCAAAUGAUUCCCCUAUUUACCACCAGCACCGUGCACCAAUCAAUGCCAAAAAGGCAGUUUUACCUCAUUUAUUGAAUACAGCAUUUGAACAAAAAACUCUCCUCACAUGACAAACUCACCAGAAAAAUGGAACAAAUAGAAUAUAGCACUAUUGUCAGUGCAUUGCAAAUGCAUUUUACUCUUGAGAUUUGCCGGUACAAUUCUGUUUAUUACAAUAUUAUAUACAAGGCAAGGUAUCUCUCUCUCUCUCUGCAGUCACUGGUAUUUGGAAAAAGGUAUCAAAAAUUGGGGUUCAAGUAUCGGAAUCAGACAGUGUUACACGCACAAUUAAAUGAGCACUAGAAGCAAAGGCUGUUAUGCCAUUUGCAGUAUUGAGAAUAUAUAUUGACUUCACAGCUAAAAAUGUAUUAAUUUAAAAACAAGACAACGGUUUACAAAGAGAGGUUUAACAUGCAGGCAUUUUAAAGCUGUAGUAUUCCUUUUUUUGCCUGUCUUUAUAGACCAGUGCUCCAAGCCCUCUAUUUUCUAUACAUUGUUCUCCUGCCAAGAGUGUAACUGAUUUCCUUCGUCUUUGUGCACUUAAAUAAGAGCAAAUAUUUUAAGAAGGGUACGUGCGUUGCAGAACAAAAAGCAUUUAAUGGAAGCUUGUUGCUUUGGAGUAGAUCUAUACAGGUUAAAGAUCACAGAUAGAUGAACAAUUAAUAGAUUUAAUUGUUCACACUGGUGAAACUAGGGAGUAUGAAUUGCAGGACUAUACACUUAACAAAAAUUGGCAUUGUGCACUUAAACAGAGCAGGAGUAUAAAUAGAGAAAUUCUAGCUUUUUUAAAAAAAAUGCUAGACGCUUGUGUAGAUUGUAUGUCCUCUCAAGCAGUUAGACAGAUGUAAGAAUGUACUUUAAAGACUUAUGGAUAACUGCAACUUUUGUAAGUAAUUCCUACAGUACUAGUUUGAAAUUCAAGUAUUCACAAUGAAAGCAAUUAGUGGUAGCUUUGAAGGCUGGAAUAUGUGGAUGUGGGAUGCUACUUAGAUUUUUUUUGAUUCAAUUUAUGUACGCCAGCCAAAAAGGAAAUACUGCAGCUUUAAGGAGCAAGCAGGAUAAGUAAGAAUACUUUAAACUUUUUUUUUGUGUAUUCUGUAUUGCUGAACUUCAUCAGCAUUAAACUAAUUAAUAUUUGCUGGUUUCUUUAUAUACUGAAUUGCCCCUUCUGACGGAAAUGAAACAUUACUGUAUAUAAAUGGGUCCCCCGAGGUCUACUUAUAAAGUGUGUAUCAUCACACUAUUAAACUGGUGAGAGCUGACAGGCCAGAACUUUCAGAAAUGUAUGUAAAAAGCCACAUUGUUUCCUUUUGCCUCCAGUUAUAUUUGAUAACCCUUUCCCUUAUUUUCACUGUCUCACACUAAUAGUGUUCAGAUAGUACGACUUUUUGGUGGUCCUGUUUCCAAUAUUUAAAAAAAAAUCCAAGAAGCUAAAGCUAUAGGAGGCAACAAUGAUAUAUAUAUAAGAUCUAUAAGAAUUGGUGACUGAAGAAAUGCACCAAUAAAACUUUGGUCAAAGCGAGUUUAAAACCACGAAACAUUACACUAAUAUAUGCUGCCAUUAACAGGAUCACUGAUGAUUUGGUGAAUUGAAUAUGUGUAUUAGUAGUUAUGUAAGACAAGCUUUGGUAGCUGCUCUGACCAUGUAUUUAAUUAUGUUGCCGGAAGCUUGGUGAUUAAAGUCUGUUUUUAUUUUGGACAAUUGCAGUACUUGCAGGUUGUAUUCUGUGUAGUCUGAAUUGGCUUUCUGUAGUACAAUGAGUCUUAAGUCAUUUGUAAUUUAUUGAAUUACUUUCUAUGAAGUUCUAUAGAGCAAAUGGAAGUUUAAUUAUUUUUAUUAAACCUAUUCUUUGACUA